Tigriopus californicus is the source of this 2948-nucleotide messenger RNA. RefSeq names its product post-GPI attachment to proteins factor 2-like. Gene Ontology annotation, biological process: GPI anchor biosynthetic process. Bases 807 to 1700 code for a protein of 297 amino acids. The transcript has 4 exons. Lineage: Eukaryota; Metazoa; Arthropoda; Copepoda; Harpacticoida; Harpacticidae. The record is from RefSeq and is a predicted model, not a curated record. Gene Ontology annotation, cellular component: Golgi membrane; endoplasmic reticulum membrane.
CCGCUCUUUCCUUCCACUAUCUAUUCACGGACCCGGCGUGUUCUCCAGCUACGUCACUGGAGAUCGUCUUGGCCUCGAUGUUGUUGCGGCUGUUGCUGUUGCUGUUGUCAUCAUCAUCCUCUUACGUGCGUGAAUGCGUGCCCGAGUGAGAGCGAGCGGUCACUGGCUCUGAGCGCCGCCGUCCCGGGAUUUGAAAGCCGGGGAGAACCGCGCCAGUGCGCAGGGGAUUUUUCCCCGCUUGGUUCGUUCGAGGCUCCAGGAAUGAAGGACGGAAGGUGGCCAGGAUGGAACGAGUGGGAAGCCAAGGCUGCUGCUGACAAAGGACAAGCGAAAACGGUGGAACGAACAGCCUCCUCACUCUCGAGACGGAGUGGUGGUGAAGUGUCGUUCGUUGUUCCACAUUGAACUGUGUGCUUCGUCCUCUUGGAACUGGUGUCCAUUCAGUUCGGAAACAAAAUUGUCCUGAGUUUUAGUGGACACAGACUCCCGAGUGAAAUGUAGAACACCACUCAAUGACAACUUGGUUCACGAAUCUUACCAAUCGUACCAAUCCAAACCUGCACCCUUGACCGUUCUCUUCUUCAUCUUCUUCUUCUUACACUUCCCACAACGGAUUGUCUCGCUUUCGAAUGAGUGGAACGUGACGACUGGAGCAAGGUGGAAGUACCCAUGUUUUGUGCUUCUCGGUUGUGAAGUUCCAAUGGAUGUCAUGCAAAUCACCAAGAGACUUGGAUUGAGUUGAGACACAUUCUCCGCUCCUUUUGGACCACUCUGUCUGUUGGAUAAGCAUCGUUGCGGUCUCAAUAAUGAAGGAGAACAUGAGUGACGAUCUCUUGAACAAAUCACUGCAGCCAUCGUUAGGGGAUUCUCUGGACUGUGAUAUCCCGACAACUCAUUCGCCUGAUCUGGUCACACUGAAUAACCCACCGGGACCAAAUCACCACCACCCCACACAUUAUGCAAAUAAUCAUAUUAAUGUGGGUAUGAGUCUGAAUUCCAAUUGCUGUCAGAGCAAUGGUAAUCCCAAAAAUGCUCGGAUUUGGGUUCGGUUCAGUUUUCGUCAACUGUGCCAAAUUUGCUUGGCCAUGCCCUUGGUUGGGCUCGUGGUUUGUCUUCUCAUCGCUGUGAUAUUCCAAUUUGAACACAUCCAAGAGACCGCCUGCAAGGUGUUCAAUGUGGUUCCCUCCAUAUCUGCCAUAACAGGCAUCUCUCCGGGGCGUUACCUGUGGCGUAUAGUCAUCGCCUUCCACAUUGGCCCUCGGUUGUUAAUAGCCUACACAUAUUUCCAGUUCCUCCAGGGACUGGUGAUCUCAUUUCAGUCCCAGAAAGAGAAUUACAAAACCAGUAGUGGAACCUUGUCGCCAUCGCCGUCGUCGUCGUCGUCUUCCUCCAUUGACGGGUCUUGGGGUCGAGGUCGGAUUCUUUCCAAAUUGGUUCGAGGCGUAUUCUAUGCUCAGCUUGUGGAAAUGGUUGGGCUCUGUGGGAUAUCCUUUAUUCAUAAUAGAGAACACUACCCCUUCAGUAUAUUUGCCUUUGUUGAAUAUUUCGUGGCUGCCGCCAACAUGGCCUUUUAUUGGACAAUCGUGGACGAUCUACCCAACGAAGAGGUCACGGUUGGUCGACCAUCCUCAACAACCUCCAUGUCCAAUGGGAGCAACCAUCUCGAUGGAGGAGAUCCGAUCACUAAGAAAGACAACUGACAAUCUCAAUUGAAUUGCAUUGUUCCUGUUUUGACUGAUUGAUCUGCUGUUCUGUCAUCCGCAUCACCUCGUACUCAUCUGAAAAGCAAAGCACCCUUACUUGUGGUAAAGAUACCCAAGCAGUAAACCACUACUAGGCAAACAUGUCCUAAGGCAUCAGAUUUAUCAAAUCAAUUUCGGAGGUUGCGUGAAAAAGGAUCCCCAAAUCCAAUAAAGAACCCAAUGGUACACUCAAGGUGCUACUCAAGGAAAUGAGUGAAACAAUAUCAGAGCGAAAUCAAGUAAUUCACGAGGACUUCAAACUCCCAUUCCCCUCAUUCUCAUUUUAGCACUUGAACUAUUGUUACAAUUAAUUAGAGCAGUUGAUCAUAUUCUUCAUAUGUUAUAGAUCAGUACAAAGAAAAACAACCUUUCCAAACUAUUGAGACCCAUUCUCCGUUCUAGCUUGAUCUAGUCAGUAAUAUUCUAGCAUACCACUCCCACAUCCCCUCACAAUACCCACCAAAGAGUUCUAGAGAUCUCUAUUUAUUCUUAUUAUCAAGCUCAAGCCGACUUUGAGAUCGAGAAUAAACUCCAUUCACAAACCAAAAAAGCGCAGAAUGUCAAUUGUCUGGUUUAAUGGGGUUUAUUUUAAUACACAUAGAAAACUCAUUAUGAUUACCACAUCGAAUCUAAUGGGUUUUUUUGUUGACAGGGGCUCGCUAUCUACUCUAUAUUAUUCAAUGCUUCAUGACCAAGCAUGGUUCAAAUCGUUUACCAAUCUAAUUUGGAAGGGUCAAAAAGUCAUUGCUUGCUUCUCUUUAAAAUUUUAAAUCAUAAUUGAUUUGCGCUCAAUUCACGGUUCAGAGUGAUAGAUAGUCUAAUUAGCAAUAUCUAAUAGAUCAUGAUCAGAAUAAAUAAAGUUGGACAGAAAUAUGUUUCAAUAAUGAGACACAUGCGAUUGACCAAAGGCAUGCCUCCAAAGUAAGGUAAACCACGUUCCUAUGGCAACUGGUUUGAACAAUCCAAUCAAAAGUGGGUGUGCGCGUUUGUGUUAGAAACAAACGAUGCCGACGAGUUUUAUUACACAUAUGUACUGUUUGACGUCAACGAGAACGGCUUCUUCCAUCUAGUUUUUUGCUCCAUUAUGACUUAGAGUGUUGGUAUCCACAACAAUGACCUCGGGAACUUCUACGGAGGAGCCAUUGAUGGAUCCAGAGGGUGACUCCAUUCCAGACAUGUUUGUCACGUCGUCAUCUCGUUCCUCCU